Molecule: messenger RNA, 3208 nt
Organism: Cydia pomonella (codling moth)
Lineage: Eukaryota; Metazoa; Arthropoda; Insecta; Lepidoptera; Tortricidae
Product: growth/differentiation factor 8-like
Exons: 4
Coding region: 527-1273 (248 amino acids)
Biological process (GO): SMAD protein signal transduction
Cellular component (GO): extracellular region
Molecular function (GO): growth factor activity; cytokine activity
Source: RefSeq, a predicted model, not a curated record
UUAUGUUGUAGAAGAUUAAGAUUAAUUUAGGUUGUAUGUGAAGUAAAGAGAGCAUGAUUCAAUCUUCGGCGGCUGCGAGGCAAGAACCCACGCGUUUCGGUUCGCAGUCUGAAUUCGCCUCUUGUCUUGAGCGCUUCAAUGCGCGGUGUGGGCGCGAUUCUUUUUGAAAAUGGAAUCUAGUUCGAAUGUACAUUCGAUUUUUGAGUUGUCCGUUGUGUGUUGUGCUAGCGGCCAGUGUGUUGAAGGGUAUCGCUGACUCUGCGCGGCAUCGGAUCCAACGACUCAAACAGUUUCAAUAUCUAAAAUGAUCUUAAUUUUUUUUUCUUAUUUGUUUUUCAAUGACCGAAAGAUAGCUAAAAUAUUUUUUUGCCAAUACUGUUCGAAGUUCCGUUUUAUGUUCGAAGUAUAAAAGUACAAAAUAAAUAACUAAGCAGGGCCAAAUUCGUCUUCAGCGCAGUUUUAAUACACCAGACGGCACGGCCAUUUCAAAGGUCUGAAGCUCAUCACCUUCAGAUUCUCCAACAAAAUGGUCGAAAACGAGGUGGACGCGGCAGUCCUCAACAUCCACGUCCAAGAGUUGCAGACACACAACUCCACCAUAGACACGACGGAGGACCAUUUCACCAUAAACAUCCAACCUAGCAGAGUAACUAAAAAUCACAAUAAUAACAAAGCAGCCGUACCAUACGGCCCAGAAAAUUCAGUGAAGAUGUCCAGAAAAGAACUGAAGAUGGGGAAAUGGUUGAAGUUAGAUGUGACGAGUAUGGUGGCGGAGUUUUUUAGGUUGCCACGGGAACAGGGGUUAGAGAUAGUAGUGAGAGUACAAGACUCGAAGAAUAAGAUGAGCUUGGUUGUACCGCAUCCGAGCGCUGAAUCAAAUAAUGCUUUGAUGCCAUAUAUAGAAGUAAGUCUUAAGGACAAUUCACAUAAGAGGAUAAGGCGAAAUAUCGGCAUGGAUUGCAACGAAAACUCCAAAGAGGCGAGAUGCUGCCGUUACCCCCUAGUAGUUAACUUUGAAGAGUUCGGUUGGGACUGGAUCAUUGCUCCCAAACAGUACGACGCGAACUACUGCAGUGGAGAGUGUCCUUACAGUUUCCUUCAGAAGUACCCUCACACACAUUUAGUGCAUUUAGCAGCGCCGCAAGGAAGUGGAGGUCCUUGCUGUGCUCCGAGACGGAUGUCGAGUAUCUCCAUGCUGUACUUCGAUCAUGAUUUGAACAUCAUCUACGGCACGAUCCCGGGCAUGGUGGUGGAGAGCUGUGGCUGUUCAUAGCGACAGUUGCCUGCCUAGUCUAAGACUCCAAGCGAACAGUCCAGUGAUAGUCCUUUCGUUUGUCUCAAAAUUGUUACUACGUUCAUUAUAAAUAAAUAAUUUGGGAACAACUUAUUAAUUUCGAUUUUGGAUUUUGUUUUAUAAGUUUUUAUUAUAUAAUUUCGUUGGAGUUGUUGGUUUUGGUAGUAUGUUUGUAUACCUACUGAUUCAUAUUAAUUUUCAUUACCCUACCAUUUUAUUGAUAUUAAUUUACUAUCGCUUGGAGUCAUAAGUGUAGUCUAUCCCUUUGUGAUAUUUGGCUGAAGACUGCGAAUCCUUGUGUUGUGUGCGCGUGUGACAUUGUAAAUUUAUUCUACGUUUGUACAUCUUAGUGUAAUGGACGCUCUUACUAUAAGUUCUAAUUUAACAUCAACAUCAUCCAUUUUCGUAUUUAAAUCCUUAUCGAUUUCAGAAAUGCUAGUUUUUGGAUCAUCUUCAAAAUUUUACAUUAUAUUUAGUUUUUAUUUUAAUUUAGCUUUAGUUUUCUAGGGAUUUACAUCAGACGUAAGAUUUGCGUAUGGGUCUUUAAAUUCUAUUAUAACGUUGACUUGAAGAUCACUACGUCAACGUAUUUUCCAAGUAAAUAAUUUAUAAAUUGACUUGCUACUGUUGACUAACUGUAACAUGAUUUAAGUACCUUGAUUUUUUACUGCAAUAUCUUUAUAUUCUUUGUUCAAAUUUGCACUACACUACGUUUAAGGAAGUUGUUUAAAAAUAGAUAUCUUUAUUAUCAGUUUCGACUUUAAUAGUUGUCAGACUAAUUAACCAAAAUAAAAACCUGACUCUAUAUUCUUGACCCAUAUUCAUUAUGAUGAAAUUAUAAAUUAAAAUCAAUAAAAAAAUUACGACGUCUGCCUUGAUAACACGAGUAAUUAAGUCGAGACGAUAAUUCUUUAUCUUUUAUUACCUUUGCAGCAAUGACAUGAGUGUCUUUAAGCAACUUUUUAUCUCGAAAUGUCAUAUAUUCCUCUUACGUUCUAGGUUUAUCUUCGGUAAUAUUAAGCUAGGAACCUUAAUUGAAUUUAACGAACGAUGAUAAGCAUGACAUUCAGAUGCAUGCUCGUUCAAUGUACCUACUUGCAUUUAUACUUUAAGCCACAAAUGGAAUGGCACUUCAAAAAUACCGGAAAAUAGCUGAUUUAUUUAGGAAAUUAUUUGGAUCUGUUUUGGACAUACUUUAAUCUAUAUCAAAUAUAUGACGGUUAAAAUAAACUAAACAGUGCCUCUAAUCUAGUACCUACCUACUUAAAUAAUAUAAGCAUGUAUUUGUCACAGUUUAAUAAUAAAUAUAACUAAGUAUAUAUUUUAAUAUUUCCAAAAUACAAGUUAUCCAUUACUUUGCGAAAUUUUCUUCGUAUGAAACUAUCUUCCUCUUUUGAUUCGUUUAUUAAUGGUGCCUUUCUAUACUUGAAAUUAGUAAAGCUUUUUACUCCCUUGAAGAUGAAUUUGAUAUAUUUAAGUUACUUAUUUAUGAAUUCUUGUGACAUUUUUAAUCUUACUACAAUAUUUCUAAUCAUGUUUUUAAAAUGAUUGUACUUUCUUGUCUAAAAUUUUAUAGCGGGUGGUGCUUAAUCAUCUAGGUGUUUAUUACAAUUAUCAAAUUAUAUAUCAGUACCUACCCUUAAAUUGUAUUAUUUUGGCGUGAUCUAAAGUAAGAUUAAGAAAAAAUGAUGAAUGUAGAAUUUUCAAAAAAUAGAUCUCAUUUUAAGGGCAUUUAGUUGCAUUUUGUGCCUUUUAUAGAUCUCCUUACUUUUGGAUGUGGAAAAAUUGUAAUGUUUAAAAAUAUAUAUAGUAAUAAAUAAGGUCAUUUGUAUAAGUUUGGUGUAUCUUGAGUUAAACAGAAUACUAACAUUUUCGUGUUUUAUUAUUAAUUAAAUAAAUUUUGUGACUCAUGUU